This is a messenger RNA of Coregonus sp. 'balchen', 40060 nucleotides long. The record is from the annotation of a GenBank genome assembly. Lineage: Eukaryota; Metazoa; Chordata; Actinopteri; Salmoniformes; Salmonidae.
AUGUCGGCAGUGCUGCCACAAGCGCUGGAUCGCGCUGAGAUAACGAAACUCCCAAAAGCUGUUCAAAAUAAACUGGAAAAGCUCCUCUCUGAUCUGCAAUAUGAAAUAGAUUUCAUCAAGGCACACCAUGAGCAAUUUAGAGUCGAUAGUGGUAAGAAAUGGCUGAAUAGGUCAUUGUAUGUGUACAGCCUAGCUAACUACGUAGUAGGAUAACGUAGUAGGUUAUUAACGCGUAGAUGGCUUUGACCGGCAGCAUCGACAACUGUUUACUAUCUAGCUAGUUAGUUUACAAGGCAGAGUAAUGUGAUGGAUUCAAAAAUAGCUAGCCAACAUUGUUUAUCAGCCAUGUCUAAAUUGUUUUGCUACUGUAACUAGCUAGCUGUACUGGCUGACGUAACGUGGUGAAGGAAUGACUUAGUGAGUAGGGUAACGUUAACUCAGGGUCUCCAACCCUGUUCCUGGAGAGCUAACGUUACCGUCCUGUAGGUUUUCACUCCAACCUCAGUUGUAACUGGCCUGAUUCAGUUGAUCAACCAGCUAAUUAUUAGAAUCACGUGCGCUAGAUUGGGAUUGGAGCGAAACCCUACAGGACCUGGUAGCUCUCCAGGAAUAGGAUUGGAGAGCCCUGCGUUAGUUUAUUAAGAACUUCUCUACUCCCUGUAGCUAGCCAACUUCAUUAAAGUACUUUGAUUUAUCAUUUAGCCUUCAAGACAAGAGCAGCCAAGUUAACAUGUGUUGUUGUCACUCUUGCAGAACAACAGUUAUUUGAGAAAGUGCAGCGUCUUGAGCAGAGUCAGGAACAGUUUGUGACCCAGACUGAACAGCACCACAAACUCAGAGAGGAGUUCACCAAGAUCGGUAAGUGGAAUUAGUUACUUGAUCCAGCCAAAGGCUCUUUACUGACUGCUGCAUACAUGUAAACACUGGUGUUACUGACCAUGACUAAAGAAUGGGGGAUGACAAUCCACUGUUUAAUGAAAUGGCUAUUUUUUUCUAUAGAUGAAGAACUCAAGAGUUUACGGGAAAAUAAUAAAAAGUGUGAAAUCAACCAAGAAAAGUUUACAUCUGAACAGGUGAGACUCAUGAUCUUGUCACCUCUUUAACGGUUGGUGUUGACACCUUUUUGAGCUUAACAUUGACAUAAAUGUUAUUCUAGGCCCAGUUCUCUAAAGCCAAAGAUGAACUGGAGUCAGAGAAGCGGGAGCUUGUGCAUACACUGGAGAGGAGAUCCCAGGAAGUGGACUAUCUGAGUGGUAUGGAUGAAUAUAUGUGGAGGGAUACAUACAUACACACACUUUAUCUAAUGUCUAUGGGAUUUAUUUGCUCAUCAGAGGACCUGCAGCGCCUCAAUGACAAAGUGGCAGAAGUCAAUGCCACAAAAAUGGGGCUGCAGCUCAAGCUGGACGAGCUCGAGUCCUCAGAGGUCAACAUCAAGGUGAGCCUAUUUGAAUGUUCUGUAACUUAUGACCUUUUGAAUAGGACCCAGCUCUCAAGGAAGGUUUUGAAAUGAUCUGAUACAUCACAUGUGUAAUCCACACUGUUGUGCCUGGUACCUCCAGUACCGUGAGAAGCGUAUGGAGCAGGAGAAGGAGCUGUUGCAGGGCCAGACGGCCUGGCUGAACGGAGAGCUCAAGGCUAAGAGUGAGGAGCUGCUGGCCAUGUCACGCCAGAAGGGCAACGAGAUCCUGGAGCUCAAGUGCAGCCUUGAGAACAAAGAGGAUGAGGUAUGACCAAGACUAGCCCAAUAAUGGACUAAAGGAGCCUAAUGUUAGUCCUUAUAGGCCAAGGACCUUACAUGUUCUGUUAGAGGUGAAUUGGCUCUGGAAGCCAAAACAGCCAAAUACUCCAUCUAAACGUGAAUUGAUUCUCAAUUGCAGUACGGUUCUAGAAACAUGAGUCUACUUUCAUAUCACAUAAAAAUAAUUUCACAAAUGCUAAAUGUACACUUACUGUGAACUGUUUUAACCGGUUUUACCAAAGUUGCAGCUGACAGUAUUUUACAUUGACAACAUGUUUGUGGUGUCAGUCUUCCGUUUACACACAGGUGUUCGGAGACUGACACCUAAUUAGCACUGGUAGUCCAACUCUGUCUCCCGUCAGUUUUCUGUAAACAAGCGCUGUAACGUGGAAAUAUGGCCGUGUGGGAACCAUACCGCUAUAAAGGUGUGUCGUAAUUUAACCAUUAGUUUUUAGAAAAUUAUUUAUCACGGAUAUGAAAGAUACGUUCCUUAUGUUUCCAAAACAGUACUGCAAGCGAUGCGCGAUAACGUUUAGAGCAAGCAUCAGGGCUCUUAACUAAACUUCCCCGGCCAGAAGAUACUAUCGUCAAUAGGUGUUAAAGCAAGUUAUACCAUGGCAUUGUUGAAUACUCAUUUCUGAUUGGCUUGAAGGGCGUUCUAGAGCGUACAUUAUGUCCCUAUAAGGCACUUUAUAUCAGCGCGGUAGAAUUCAAUGGCUAUAGUUAAUUCUGAUAUGUUCUAUUGAGCUGUUUUUUUUUAAAGCAAAAGUCGAAUUGAAAACAUAUUGACAUUGUUGAAUUCGAUUUUCAUAAUAGCAAGCUAGGACUUGAUGGUUUAGUUAACUAAACUAGCAAUUCUGUUUGUUUGCUUACCAAGGCAACUACUGUAGCUAUCUAGUAAACUUGCUAGCUGCUUCAGUGGAUGUUGAACACAUUUCUACCUGCAAAUGAACACAUUUCUUGUGCCAAAUGUGUUAAAUUAUAGCCCUGGUAUAAAAGGGAUAAUCCACUCGUGGAUCUAUGCGUUCUCUGGAAAAUAAUGCCACUCCGUGGAAGGUCAGUUCUGUUCCGCUAGCGCCUCAUGGAACACACCUUCCACAGAGUUCAUUAUUUUCUAGAGAAAGCAUAGCUCCUCGUUGAUUAUCCCUUACGUAGUUAGUGUCUAAAACAAAAAAUCUUUGUAUCACAAAUAGUUAUUACAUUUUACAUUUUAGUCAUUUAGCAGACACUCUUAUCCAGAGCGACUUACAGUUAGUGAGUGCAUACAUUUUUCAUACUGGCCCCCCGUGGGAAUCGAACCCACAAAUCUGGCGUUGCAAGCGCCAUGCUCUUCCAACUGAGCUACACAGGACUAUGUGAAUGUCUCUAAACUAUUACCCCAUUUACUGUGUCAACAUUAUGUUUUUGGUUGUUUUUUGUAGAUGAACAGAGUCCAGGACCAAGUGAACAGUUUAAAGACUUCAAAUGAAAGCCUUCAGAAGCAGACUGAAGACAUGAUCAUCAAACUGAAAGAGGCUAAGGAGCAGCACGCUAGCAUGGAGGACAAGUUUAGGAAUGAGCUGAAUGCCAACAUAAAGCUCUCCAACUUGUACAAGGUAUGUAGAACAAGUCUUGGAUUUGCUUUGGAUUCCAAUGAAUACUCUAUAGCUCUCAAAGGCAGUCAUCAUUGCAGACGUUGCUUCUUUGAUCGUUGCAUUUUUGUGCUUUUCAAAUCAAAUGUAUUUGUCACAUGCGCCGAAUACAACAGGUGUAUACUGUACUGUGCAAUGCUUACUUACGAGCCAUUUUUCAACAAUGCAGAGUUAAAAAGAAAGAACAAUGUGCACACAAAAAAGGAACCGGUAACACGAUAUAAUAACGAGGCUAUAUACAAGGAGGACCGAUACCGAGUCAAUGAGCAGAGGUACGAGGCAAUUGAGGUAAUAUGUACAUGUAGGUAGUGGUAAAAGUGACUAGGCAAUCAGAUUUGACCGAGUAGCAGCAGCGUAUGUUAAACUUGAAAAAGUGUGGAAGUGUGUCUGUGUGUGGCGUCAAUAUGCACGUGUAUGUGUUGGGAGUGUCGGUGUAGUAUGUCUGAGUGUGUGUGGGUAGAGUCCGGUAAAUGUGCAUAGAUCCAGUGAAAGAGUCAGUGAAAAAAAAAAAAAAGGGGGUUCAAUGCAAAUAGUAGCCAUUUGAUUAACUGUUCAGCAGUCUAAUGCAGCCUUUCCCAAACUCUCUCCUCGGGACCCAAAGGUGUGCACGUUUAGAUUUUUGCCCUAACACUACAUAAAAAGUAUGAUUGAAAUGAUCAAAGCUUGAUGAUUAGUUAAUUAUUUGAAUCAGCUGUAUAGUGCUAUGGCAAAAAACUAAACACGCACUCCUUGGGUUCCCGAGGAUCGAGGGAAACCCUGGCCUAAUGGCUUGGGGGUAGAAGUUGUUCAGGAGCCUUUUGUUCCCAGACUUGGCUCUCCGGUACCGCUUGCCAUGCUGUAUCAGAGAGAACAAUCUAUGGCUUGGGUGGCUGGAGUCUUUGAUAAUUUCUAGGACCUUCCUCUAACACCACCUGGUAUAGAGGUCCUGGAUGGCAGGGAGCUAGGCCCCAGUGAUGUACUGGGCCGUAUGCACUACCCUCUGUAGCGCCUUGCAGUCAUAUGCCAAGCAGUUGCCAUACCAAGCGGUGAUGCAGCCAGUCAAUAUGCUCACAAUGGUGCAGCUGUAUAACUUUUUGAGGAUCUGAGGGCCCAUGCCAAUUCUUUUCAUCCUCCUGAGGGGGAAGAGGCAUUGUAGAGCCCUCUUCACGACUGUGUUGGUGUGUUUGGACCAUGACAGGUCCUUAGCGAUGUGGACACUGAGGAACUUGAACGCAACCUCUGAGUGCCACUGCCAUAGAGGGAAAAACGGAGCACAGUGACAGUCAUCCUUGUGCCUUUACAUAACAAAAUCACAAGUUUCUAGACCAAAACCCAUUCUAACGCGAAUUGGCGCACAUGUUAUAUAAUUUUUAUAAACCAUGUCGCGGGAUGUUUUAAACUACUCGUGGGCCGCAAGUUUUUGGUUUGAUAACAAACUACCUUUUUUAGUCAUGUUACCUAGCUAGCUAGCUGACAACAUGGUACCCCUUGGCUAUGCACACAUUUGGAUGGCGCAGGAAAAAGAUGGAUGGCCUACUCAAAGAUGCUUCAAAGGUAGGAUGCAUAUGCCUAGCCUCAUCAAUGUAAUUCUAAGCUAAAUCUGAAUUAAAAAAUCCAUAUUCUUCUGGUGUUCCUUAAAUUCUGUUUGCUGCCUCACCUUUGGGAGGUAGAUGUGUGUGUGUGGAAGAGAGAAGGAAAGAGUGGUGUGUGUGUGUGAGAGAACGAGGAUGUGUGAGGGAGAGUGUGUAAAGUUGUCUGAAGAGUAGUCUAAAGAUGGUUUCAUAUAGGCCUAGUGUGUUUUCCCCUUACUGCCACAAUGAAAAUGCAGAUCAUUAUAAUUUACAUUCUUUACUACAUUCCUCCUGCCCACAGGUAGGACUUUGGAUAUGAGCAAAUCAGCUAUUUUCUGCAGUUGCCUUUUCUAUUAUAUAGUAAGAAGUGCAGUGUUUCCCCUAUAUUAAUUCUAAAUAGUUCCCGCCACUCCCAACAAUAUGAUGGUAAAACAUUUUUAUUGUUAUAUCAUUUUAAAAUAAGAUCAUCUUUGAGAACUAACAAUUGGCAAAAUAAAAACAAAAAUGUCAUGGCACGGGGCCCCCAUUGAUUUUGUUAUGAGUUAUUCAGAUAGCAUAAGAACACUGCAUAAGCCAAGGCAAAAUGUGUAGAAUUGCAGGAAAUGUGCUUUAAAACCAACAUUUCCUUUCCGCCCCAUGGCAAAAUGUAUAGAAUUGCAGGAAAUUUGCUUUAAAACAGCAAAAUGUUGUCUCUGCGGCCAAGAGGAUGAGACUGUGCCAUUGGCCACAGUCACUAUCCUUCGGUAUCAUGAUACUUGGCCUGGUAUCACAUCGUUAGUAAAAUGUUGGUAUUGUGACAACCUCAAUCCGAAAAUAUGCAAUUUUUUGUGCAGUUUACAUAGACCACAACAAGUGUAGACCUUACUGUGAAACGCUUACUUACAAGCCCUUAACCAACAAUGCAGUUUUAAGAAAAAUAAGUGUUAUGUAAAAUAAUUAAAGAGCAGCAGUAAAAUAACAGUAGCGAGGCUAUAUACAGGGGGUAGCGGUAGAGAGUCAAUGUGUGGGGGCACAGGUUAGUCGAGGUAAUUGAGGUAAUAUGUACAUGUGGGUAGAGGUAAAGUGACUAUGCAUAAAUAAUAAACAGAGCGUAGCAGCAGCCUAAAAAGAGGGGGGGGGGACAAAAUGCAAAUAGUCCGGGUAGCCAUUUGAUUAGCUGUUCAGGAGUCAUAGAGGUCCUGGAUGGCAGGAAGCUUGGCCCAAGUGAUGUACUGGGCCAUACGCACUACCCUCUGUAGUGCCUUGCGGCCGGAGGCCGAGCAGUUGCCAUACCAGGCGGUGAUGCAACCAGUCAGGAUGCUCUCUGGUGCAGCUGUAUAACUUUUUGAGCAUCGUGAGGACCCAUGCCAAAUAUUUUCAGUCUCCUGAGGGGGAAUAGGCUUUGUCGUGCCCGCUUCACGACUGUCUUGGUGUGUUUGGACCAUGAUAGUUUGUUGGUAAUGUGGACACCAAGGAACUUGAAGCUCUCAACCUACUCCACUACAGCCCCGUCGAUGAGAAUGGGGGCGUGCUCGGUCCUCCUUUUCCUGUAGUCCAGUCAGAUUAAUCCCGUAACAUUUUCCAGUCUGUGAUAGCAAAACAGUACUGUAGCUUAGCAUCCGCUUCAUCGGAUCACUUCCGUAUUGAGUGCGUAUUUGAGUUUUUGCUUGUAAGCAGGAAUCUGGAGGAUGUAGUUAUGGUCAGAUUUGCCAAAUGGAGGGAGAGCUUUGUAUGCGUGUCUGUGGGGGAGUAAAGGUGAUCUAGAGUUUUUUUUUUUGUGUGCCUCUAGUUCCACAGGUGACAUGCUGGUAGAAAUGAGGUAAGACGGUUUUCAGUUUUCCUGCAAUAAAAUCACCGCCCACUAAUCAAAUCAAAUUUUAUUGGCCACAUGCGCCGAAUACAACAGGUGCAGACAUUACAGUGAAAUGCUUACUUACAGCCCUUAACCAACAGUGCAUUUAUUUUAAACAAAAAAGUAAAAAUAAAACAACAAAAAAAGUGUUGAGAAAAAAAGAGCAGAAGUAAAAUAAAAUAACAGUAGGGAGGCUAUAUAUACAGGGGGGUACCGGUGCAGAGUCAAUGUGCGGGGGCACCGGCUAGUUGAGGUAGUUGAAGUAAUAUGUACAUGUGGGUAGAGUUAAAGUGACUAUGCAUAAAUAAUUCACAGAGUAGCAGCAGCGUAAAAGGAUGGGGUGGGGGGGCAGUGCAAAUAGUCCGGGUAGCCAUGAUUAGCUGUUCAGGAGUCUUAUGGCUUGGGGGUAGAAGCUGUUGAGAAGUCUUUUGGACCUAGACUUGGCACUCCGGUACCGCUUGCCGUGCGGUAGCAGAGAGAACAGUCUAUGACUAGGGUGGCUGGAGUCUUUGACAAUUUUGAGGGCCUUCCUCUGACACCGCCUGGUAUUGAGGUCCUGGAUGGCAGGAAGCUUGGCCCCAGUGAUGUACUGGGCCGUACGCACUACCCUCUGUAGUGCCUUGCGGUCGGAGGCCAAGCAGUUGCCAUACCAGGCGGUGAUUCAACCAGUCAGGAUGCUCUCGAUGGUGCAGCUGUAUAAUUUUUUGAGGAUCUGAGGACCCAUGCCAAAUCUUUUCAGUCUCCUGAAGGGGAAUAGGCUUUGUCGUGCCCUCUUCACGACUGUCUUGGUGUGUUUGGACCAUGAUAGUUCGUUGGUGAUGUGGACACCAAGGAACUUGAAGCUCUCAACCUGUUCCACUACAGCCCCGUCGAUGUGAAUGGGGGCGUGCUCAGUCCUCUUUUUUUUUUUCCUGUAGUCCACAAUCAUCUCCUUUGUCUUGGUCACGUUGAGGGAGAGGUUGUUAUCCUGGCACCACACGGCCAGGUCUCUGACCACCUCUCUAUAGGCUGUCUCAUCGUUGUCGGUGAUCAGGCCUACCACUGUUGUGUCGUCGGCAAACUUAAUGAUGGUGUUGGAGUUGUGCCUGGCCAUGCAGUCAUGGGUGAACAGGGAGUACAGGAGGGGACUGAGAACGCAUUUUGAGGGGCCCCCGUGUUGAGGAGCAGUGUGGCAGAUGUGUUGUUACCUACCCUUACCACCUGGGGGCGGCCCGUCAGGAAGUCCAGGAUCCAGUUGCAGAGGGAGGUGUUUAGUCCCAGGAUCCUUAGCUUAGUGAUGAGCUUUGAGGGCACUAUGGUGUUGAAUGAUGAGCUGUAGUCAAUGAAUAGCAUUCUCACGUAGGUGUUCCUCUUGUCCAGGUGGGAAAGGGCAGUGUGGAGUGCAAUAGAGAUUGCAUCAUCUGUUGGGGGGGUAUGCAAAUUGGAGUGGGUCUAGGGUUUCUGGGAUAAUGCUGUUGAUGUGAGCCAUGACCAGCCUUUCAAAGCACUUCAUGGCUACAGACGUCAGUGCUACGGGUCGGUAGUCAUUUAGGCAGGUUAUCUUAGUGCCCUUGGGCAUGGGGACUAUGGUGGUCUGCUUGAAACAUGUUGGUAUUACAGACUCAGUCAGGGACAUGUUGAAAAUGUCAGUGAAGACACUUUGCUCGGAGUACACGUCCUGGUAAUCUGUCUGGCCCUGCUGCCUUGUGAAUGUUGACCUGCUUAAAAGUCUUACUCACAUCGGCUACGGAGAGCGUGAUCACAUAGUCAUCCGGAACAGCUGGUGCUCUCAUGCAUGCUUCAGUGUUGCUUGCCUCGAAGCGAGCAUAGAAGUGGUUUAGCUCGUCUGGAAGUCUUGUGUCACUGGGCAGCUCGCGGCUGUGCUUCUUUUUUGUAGUCUGUAAUAGUUUUCAAGCCCUGUCUUCACUAGGAGCACUGCCUCUGGGUGAGCAUUUUCUUGUUUGCUUAUGGCCCUAUACAGCUGGUAGAGUGCGGUCUUCAUGCCAGCAUCGGUUUGUGGUGGUAAAUAGACGGCUACUAAAAAUAUACACUGAACAAAAAUAUAAACGCAACAACGAUUUCAAUGAUUUUACAGAGUUACAGUUCAUAUAAGGAAAUCAGUCAAUUCAAAUAAAUGUAUUAGGCCCUAAUCUAUGGAUUUCACAUGACUGGGAAUACAGAUACCUUAAAAAAAGGGUAGGGGCGUGGAUCAGAACCAGUCAGUAUCUGGUGUGACCACCAUUUGCCUCACGCAGCGCGACACAUCUCCUUCGCAUAGAGUUGAUCAGGCUGUUGAUUGUGGCUUGUGGAAUGUUGUCCCACUCCUCUUCAAUGGUUGUGCGAAGUUGCUGGAAACUGGAACACGCAGUCGUACACGUCGAUCCAGAGCAUCCCAAACAUACUCAAUGGGUGACAUGUCGCUGGAUAUUUCCAUUUUAGUCAUUUAGCAGACGCUCUUAUCCAGAGCGACUUACAGUUAGUGCAUUCAUCUUUAAGAUAGCUAGGUGGGACAACCACAUAUCACAGGCAUAGAAAGUACAUAUUUCCUCAACGUAGCUAUCAGUACAGAGCUAGAAGGUGGUGGUGGUGGGGGGGUCAAAUGCAAGUGCUGGUUAAGUGUUUUUUGGGGGGGGUCAAGGUGAGGUGGAGGAUUAUUUAAGAUACUGUUUGAAGGUAGGGUUUCAGAUGUUUUCGGAAGAUGGGCAGAGACUCUGCUGUCCUAGCUUCAGGUGGAAACUGGUUCCACCAUUGAGGUGCCAGGACAGACAAGAGCUUGGACUGGGCUGAGUGGGAGCUUCCCUCCCGUAGGGAGAACGGAGUGCUCGGGUUGGGGUGUAGGGUUUGUGCAUAGCCUGAAGGUAGGGAGGGGCAGUUCCUCUUGCUGUUCUGUAUGUAACCACCAUGGUCUGGUAGUGGAUGCGAGCUUCAAUUGGAUGCCAUUGGAGUGUGCAGAGGAGCGGGGUGACAUGAGAGAACUUGGGAAGGUUGAAAACCAGGCGGGCUGCUGCGUUCUGGAUACAUUGCAGGGGUUUGAUGGCACAAGCGGAGCCCAGCCAACAGCGAGUAGCAGUAGUCCAGACAGGAGAGGACAAGUGCCUGGAUUAGGACCUGCGCCGCUUCCUGUGUGAGGAACCUGCAGGAGCAGGUCACUGCUUUGAUGUUUGCAGAGAACGACAGGGUGUUGUCCAGGGUCACGCCAAGAUUCUUUGCACUCUGGGAGGGUGACACUGGAGUUGUCAACUGUGAAAAAGGUAUUUGAGCGGGCAGGCCUUCCCCGGGAGGAAGAGCAGUUCCGUCUUGUUGAGCUUGAGGUGGUGGGACGACAUGCAAGUUGAGAUAUCUGCCAGGCACGCAGAGAUGCGUGUCGCCACCUGGGUGUUAGAAGGAGGAAAGUAGUUGAGUGUCAUCCGCAUAGCGAUGAUAGGAGAGACCAUGUGAGGAUAUGACGGAGCCGAGUGACUUGGUGUAUAGAGAGAAGAGGAGAGGGCCUAAAACCGAGCCCAGGGGGACAACAUUAGUGAGAGUUCGUAGUGCAGACGAUAGGAGCGGCCUGCCAGGUAGGAUGCAAUCCAAGAGUGUGCAUAUCCUGAGACGCCCAGCCCUAAAAGGAGCUGAUGGUUCAGUGUCCAAGGCAGCGGAUAGAUCUAGGAGGAGGAGAGAGAGUCAGCUGUGGCAGUGCGGAGAGCCUCCGUGUCACAAAGGAGCAGUGACCCAUCUUCAAGCCUGACUGGUUAGUGUCAAGAAGAUUGUUCUGAGAGAGAUGAUGAGAAAGUUGAUCAGCGACCGCACGCUCAAGUGUUUUGGAAAGAAAAGAAAGGUGGGAUACAGGUCUAUAGUUUUUGACGUCAGAUGAGUCGAGUAUGAGUGGCACAGUGGUCUAAGGCACUGCAACGCAGUGCUAGCUGUGCCACUAGAGAUCCUGGUUCGAAUCCAGGCUCUGUCGUAGCCGGCCGCGACCGGGAGACCCAUGGGGCGGCGCACAAUUGGCCCAGUGUCGUCCAGGGUAUGGGGAGGGAAUGGCCGGCAGGGAUGUAGCUCAGUUGGUAGAGCAUGGCGUUUGCAACGCCAGGGUUGUGGGUUCAAUUCCCACAGGGGGCCAGUGUGAAAAAUAAAAAAAUUAUGUAUGCACUCACUAACUGUAAGUCGCUCUGGAUAAGAGCGUCUGCUAAAUGACUAAAAUGUAAAUGUAUUGGUUUCUUGAGGAGGGGAGCAACUCGGGCCAUUUUGAAGUCAGGGGACGCAGCCAGUGGUAUUGGCGGGAACUGGAACAUGCUGUCCUACACGUCGAUCCAAAGCAUCCCAAACAUGUUCAAUGGGUGACGUCUGGUGAGUAUGCAGGCCAUGGAAGAGCUGGGAUAUUUUCAGCUUCCAGGAAUUGUGUACAGAUCCUUGCGACAUGGGGCCGUGCAUUAUCAUGCUGAAACAUGAGGUGAUGGCGGCGGCGGAAUGGCACGACAAUGGGCAUCAGGAUCUCAUCACGGUAUCUCUGUGCGUUCAAAUUACCAUUGAUAAAAUGCAAUUGUGUUCGUUGUCCGUAGCUUAUGCCUGCCCAUACCAUAACCCCACCGACACCAUUGGGCACUCUGUUCACAACAUUGACAUCAGCAAACCACUUGCCUACAUGACGUCAUAUACGCUGUCUGCCAUCUGCUCGGUACAGUUGAAACCGGGAUUCAUCCAUGAAGAGCACACUUCUCCAGCGUGCCAGUGGCCAUCGAAGGUAAGCAUAUGCCCACUGACGUUGGUUACGAUGUCGAACUGCAGUCAGGUCAAGACCCUGGUGAUGACGACGAGCACACAGAUGAGCUUCCCUGAGACGGUUUCUGACAGUUUGUACCAGAAAUGCUAUGGUUGUGCAAACCCACAGUUUCAUCAGCUGUCCGUGUGGCUGGUCUCAGACGAUCCCUCAGGUGAAGAAGCCGGAUGUGGAGGUCCUCGGUUGGCGUGGAUUACAUGUGGUCUGCGGUUGUGAGGUCGGUUGGACGUACUGCGAAAUUCUCUAUAUACACUACCGGUCAAAAGUUUUGGAACACCUACUCAUUCAAGGGUUUUUCUUUAUUUUUACUAUUUUCUAUAUUGUAGAAUAAUAGUGAAGACAUCAAAACGAAUUAAAUAACACAUAUGGAAUCAUGUAGUAACCAAAAAAGUGUUAAACAAAUCAAAAUAUAUUUUAUAUUUGAGAUUCUUCAAAUAGCCACCCUUUGCUUUGAUGACCGCUUUGCACACUCUUUUCAGUCAUAGGAAACAAUGGCAGAAACAUUAUGUAGAAAAAAAGUUAAGAUCAGCGCAAAAAACACUAAAUGGCACAAUUGUUCAGGAGCCUGUAAAAUGGCUGCUAUUCCCUCCAGCGCCAUUCUACAGUUUUUAUUUGAAUAUUUUUGUAAACUUUUUUUUUUUUUGGUGUGGGUAGGCUUUUGAUGAACAUUUUAGUUAACAGGUGCAUGUUACAUUUUCCUGGUGGACGAUGUGAAGCAUUAAUAAGUGCAUUAAUUGUUCCUGGCCCAACACUGGCCAACAACCCUUUACCUUGUAUUCCCAGGGAGCUGCUGCAGACUCUGAGUCCAAGAGUGAGGAGUUGAGUGGGGCUGUAGAGGAGCUGCACAAGCUGCUGAAGGAUGCUGGAGAAGGUAAGAGAGGGAGACCAGAAAGACAGUCACACGCAUCUAUUGUCUCAAUGCAAAACUGUCUAACACGGGCACUUUAUCUUGUCAAAAGUAUGCUAUAACUUUAUUUGUGUUAUUAGUCUGAAUUCUCUUCUCCUUUCCUCUCUACAGCGAACAAGGCCCUGGAGGUGAAACUGCAGGAGAUGGAUGCCUGUCGGGACAAGGAGGCUGCUGAGCUGAAGUUGAGUAUCUCCAGUCUGGAGAAAGAACUGGACAACGCUAAUGAACUGCUGUCCGACACCAAGCUCAGAGGUCAGACCUAAGACACAAUCGCCUGGCUGUUUUUUUUUACUGAACAGUUGACUGGACUGUAAAAUUGCUUUAAUAGGGACGGUGUCUCCGAGUAAGCAUCAUUACCAGCAGAUUUGACGAACUGGCCACUGACUGAUUUGUAUUAGGAUGAUGGGGUUUCUUUGAUCAUGCUCUGGAGACUUCCAUUUGAAAUGGAGGAUGAACUUUGACCUGUUUGUAUGGUUGUCUAUUUCCAUGGCCUGCAGGUGCAGCCUCAGUGCUGUCAGAGGGAACGAUUACCACCAUGUCCCCGACUGCAGCCGCCGUGGCCAAGAUUGUCAAACCUGGCAUGAAGCUGACUGAGGUAAACACUAGAGAACGACCAGUGUGGAUUAUUUUAGUUUUUUUGGGUGUCAAGGAGGCCGAUGGCCAGUAUUUUAGGCCCAUAUUCAAUAUUUUUGUAUAUAGUCCCCCCAUUUUAGGGGACCAAAAGUAUUGGGGAAAAUAUGUGUAUUUGGUAGUAAAAAGUUUAGUAUUUGGUCCCAUAUUUGUAGCACGCAAUGACUACAUCAAAUUUGUGACUAUACAUAUUUGUUGAAUGCAUUUGCUGUUUGUUUUGGUUGUGUUUCAGAUUAUUUUGUGACCAAUAUAAAUCAAUGGUAAAUAAUGUAUUGUGUCAACAAAUCUGUAGAAUCACAAGCUUGAUAUAGUCAUUGCGUGCUAUGAAUAUGGGACCAAAUACUAAACUUUUUACUACUUUAAUACGCAUACAAGUGAAUUUGUCCCAAUGCGUUUGGUCCCCAAAAAUGGGAGGACUAUGUACAAAAAGUGCUGUAAUUUCUAAACCGUUCACCCUAUAUGGAUGAAAAUGCCCUCAAAUUAAAUCUGGCAGGCUGACCUCGUAGUUAUUGUAUCAUUUCAAAUCCAAAGUGCUAGAGUACAGAGCCAAAACAACAAAAAUGUGUCACUGUCCCAAAAAACGUUCAUAGCUCACUGUAUAUUAGCCUACUGAUCAUGUUAUCAGUAGAAGCAUCACUCCAGAAUGUCACGCCUGUAUGGAAGGACCUCAUAUAGGCAUUGCUGUUUGAGACUAUAAAAUAACAUCUAUUCAAUGCAAAUAAUUCCAAUGUAACUUCAUGAUUUGUGAUCACAGAUGCUUAUGAAACUUGAUUGGGAAAAAGGUUCUAUUUUUUUUUGCUUUCAGGACGCAUCUCUAAACAACUCAGCUGCCAGGACGAAAUUCGAAACAACUCAAUUGGCUAGUUCAGCUAUCUGUCAAGAAAUGGGCGUGUUGUAACUUGAUCCUACUGCUACAGUUGGAUAGAGCGAGGCUGUAACUCCGCUCCCUCUCACAUCUCUCUCCAUUAGUGAUGGGUAGGGUUGGGCAGUAUUAGGGCUGUUCCGGUGACCGUAUUACCGCCACACCGGCAGUCAUGACCGCAGUCAAAUUCCACGUGACCGUUUAGUCACCAUAACUAGGCUUCUCCAAAACUGCGCUUUGAUGCUGCUGAUGGUCAUUAGUAGCCGACCAAACUUGCUAACUGCCUGGUACUCAGCACUCUAUUGUCCCUCUAAUGACUCUGACAUCAAUGCAAAAAAUAUAAAUUUUCCCCUGCUCCUGUUCUGAGACAGGUGCAUGAUAAUGGUCCAUUCAAAAUCCAAACAAAUUUCACACAUAUAUUAUUUAGUAUAUUUAAAGACAAGAUUAAAUCAAGAAUAGUCUGAUGGGUGACAAUAUUAUCACUUGUGAAUGAUGCCCAGCUUAUGCAGUAAGGCCAGAAACAGCACAUGCCUUUUUUUUGCUACUUUUUCAAAUCAUAGUCGGACACAUCAUGUAGCCUAGCCCAUAGGCCUAUAUGUUUUGAUAAGGUUUGUAUCACAACUAAAGUGACCAAGUAACUUCUUAAAAUGAAGCACAUUCAUCCGCUUUACAACCGGUGUAGAGCGUAACUGGCAUAGGCGGCACACGAGUUUCAAGUUUGGGAAGAUAAUAUUCACCAUAAAAAUGCACCUUUAUAAUAAAGCAUUACAUGCAUAAUCGCAUUUGCGGGCACUUUUGAGAACGUGUUUUCCCGCUAAUUGAUAGCAUUUUGGAACAUUCCCACUUAUAGCCAGCCUACUGCAGUGUGCACAUUGCUGCGCUUAUAAUGUGAAGAAAUAUCCUAAUAGUUGAUCAACAUUUUAUGCCCGAAAAAUUGUCAACAGCUCCAGUCACCCAAGUCAUAGACUGUGCUCUCUGCAACUGCCAGAGAUGGUUGACUUCGCUCAGCAAAUGGUUAUAUUAAAAAAACAUGACGCUCAUAGUAUACAGUAUGAGUUUGAGGUCCAUCUUUCUUCUCUCCAGUUGUAUACGGCCUAUGUGGAGAGCCAGGAGGCGCUGCAGCUGCAGCGUGUGGAGAACAAGCGGGUGAAUAAGUACCUGGAUGACAUAGUGCAGGAGGUGGAGGACAAGGCUCCCAUCCUCAAACGCCAGAGGGACGAACAUGAGCGCAUGCAGAAAUCUGUAGCCAGCCUGUCGGCCAAGCUGGAACAGGCGGUUAAGGUGUGUGUUUUGAGUUUGUGAAUUUGUUAUACUGUACCAAAAAACCUGUACCUGUAAGUAAAACAUCUGAUGAUAUGUGAGGAUAAUUAGAAACAAAUCAGUCAACUCCUGAUUAAUGCAAGGUUUUGAACUGCACUAAAACUGCACUAAAUCAGAUCAUGCAGAUUGUCCAGCGUAAGUGAUAAUAAUGUAUUUGAAUUGUUAUUGGUGAACUGUACUGCGAUGUAUUUGACUUGGUAUUGGUGCAUUUGCAGAUGCCGUGCACUUAUGAGAGUCCACUAAAUAGGUUCUGACACACUAUAACUGGUUACUAUGUGUUUCAGGAGGUGCACCGUCUGCAGAAGGUGACUGACGAGGCCAACAAGCGCUCUUCUCUCCUGGAGAGAGACAACCAGAGGUCUGAGGUGCAGCUGGCAGACAUGGCGCAGCAGGUGGGACUCCAAACAGAACGUCCUGUCUUAUCUCUUUUAGUAAAGCCUUACUGCUUGUCCUAACAUCCCCUCUAAAACCUAAUUGUUGUCAUAGAAUUAUGUGUGAAAAAUCUAUACAAAUGUUGAUCAUAAAAAAGUGAAGGUUUUAGAUAUGACUGUUUAAUUAGGACAUAAUCAAUAGCUUUUGCACCCCCUACCCUAACCCACCAGAUCUGUGUCCUACUCAUUGAGCUGGAGGAGGCGCGUGGCAACCACGUUGCCCCCAACGAGGAGGUGAGCUCUGCUGACAUCAGCAGCACGUCGGAGGUCAUCACACAGCACCUGGUGACGUUCCGUGGCGUGGAGGAGCUCCAGCAGCAGAACCAGCGCCUCCUGGUGGCCCUCCGAGAGCUCAGCGACGCACAGGAGAGAGAUGAGACCGAGACCACAGGCACCAAGUGCGAUAUACUUAAUUGUCCAUGUUCUUUGCUGAUUAUUUGUUUUGCUUUCAACCCAACACCCCCCCAAAAUAAGUGUCUGAUUGUCCAUGUCUCCAUCCAGAAACAACCCUUAGUCCCGACCAUCCAAAAGCUUUUGUAGAUCUGACGUUGUUGGAUGAGUGUAAGCAAUAUGGUGGUAGCUCCUGCUCCACCUUUCCCUUUGGUUUCCCUGUGUCAGCAAAACAUUUCUGUUGUCUGUGGAUAAAUAAAGGUCAUUGUAUUCUCCCUCCAGGCGCGGUGAGCUGGAGCGGAGUCUGGAGAAGGCCCAGGCAGAGCUGGAGGCUCUGAGGGAGCAGCGGAGCCACCAGAUGCAGCUGGCUGAGUCUAUUGUCAGGCAGAGAGACAUGUACCGUGUGCUGCUGGCCCAGGCCACCGGAGUCAGCUUCCCUCAGCAAGGUGGGGUUCACAUACAUUUACUUCUUCAGGGCCUGAUGAGGCUAGUGUAGCAAAACCUUUGUAAAUGUGGGUGCAGGAAUAAAGCACGGGAGCAUAUACCGUGUGUAGGAUUUGGUUCUUUAUUAUUAGUCCGUUUUGGCCCGCCCCGGUGGAGAACUUUGGCUUGUGUAUAUUACCCACACACUGACCCUUUGACCUCUUGUCUCAGGUGCAGCACCCGAGGAAUUCUCCCUGACUUCCACCCCCCGCUGCUCUCCAGCUGCCACCCCCACCACAGCCACGCCCACUGGAAUCAUUACUAUGGCAACAGAGUCAACCGAGGCGGUGGAGGCCAAGGCAGCCCUCCGGCAGGUGAGCCCACACAAUCCCUCCCCUUUUUGCCCUGAGAACAGCCUCAAUUUGUCGGGGCAUGGACUCUACAAGGUGUUGAAAGCGUUCCACAGGUAUGCUGGCCCUUGUUGAUUCCAAUGCUUCCCAUAGUUGUGUCAAGUUGGCUGGAUAACACGGGGAGCUGAUCAGGGUGAAAAACCCAGCAGCGUUGCAGUUCUUGACACAAACCGGUGCACCUGGCACCUACUACCAUACCCCGUUCAAAGGCCAUGACAUAGAAUGACCAGAAUCCAGGUGAAAGCUAUGAUCCCUUAUUGAUAUCAGUUGUUAAAUCCACUUCAAUCAGUGUAGAUGAACUGGAGGAGACAGGUUAAAGAAGGAUUUUUAAGUCUUGAGACAAUUGAGACAUGUAUUGUGUAGGUGUGCCAUUCAGAGUGUGAAUGGGUGCACCGGUUUGUGUCAAGAACUGCAACGCUACUGAGUUUUUCACCCUCAACAGUUUUCCGUGUGUAUCAAGAAUGGUCCACCACCCAAAGGACAUCCAGCCAACUUGACACAACUGUGGGAAGCAUUGGAGUCAACAUGGGCCAGCAUCCCUGUGGAACGCUUUCGACACAUUGUUGAGUCUAUGCCCUGACUAACUGAGGCUGUUGAGUGCAAAUGGGGGCGCAACUGAAUAUUAGGAUGGUGUUCCUAAUGUUUUGUUCACUCUGUGUAUUUGCAACUAUCUGUCCUUCUGUCGCACCAAACCACCAUUUUUAUGAUGGCUCACAAAUAAUAUCCUUCAGUCAGGUUUAUACAAAAUUGUUGCAGUACUCGUAUCUAAAGGAAAGUCUUGUUUUGUGUGUGUAGUUGCAGGAGGUGUUCUCCUCCUAUAAGAGGGAGAGGUCUGAGAGUGACAAGGCCCUGGCGGAACAGACUGAGAAGCUACAGGAGCAGGUGUCUGACCAGAGAUCACAGAAUGCCAAGAUAUCCACCCAACUGGAGUUUGCUUCCAAGAGGUAAGAGCAUUGCACAUCGCUCUCAGGACACUACUCAAGACAAUGUCACAUGAUGUGGUAGGUUGUCUUUUUCUUUGAACUUGGGAGCAUGAAGAUAUUCCAGAAUAUUUUAGCCAAGUUUGCUUGAUAACUAACUGAACCUGCUUGGUGACGUACCCCCCCCCCCCCCCCCCCCCCCCCCAGGUAUGAGAUGCUGCAGGAUAAUGUGGAGGGCUACAGGAAGGAUAUUGCCUCUUUGAAGGAGAAGGGACAGAAGAUGUCUGCUGCAGCCCAGAAGAAUGAGCAGACUGUUCACACCAUGACCGAGGACCUGAGAGUUGCACAGGAGAAACUCAACAUGGCAGAGGUGUGUGUGUACCUGAUGUUUUGUGUGUCCCAAGCCUUUUGUUCAUUGUGUUAGACAAACAGACAAUACUUAGUCUCUCUCUCUCAUAAUCUGUGUUAGUGUUUUGUUCCAUCUUUCUAUACAUGCAUUACAUCUAGUUUCUAAGCCACAGUGAGUUGAGCUGAGACUGUUCUCCCCCAGGGUCGUGCUGAGAGCCUCAGGAAGGAGAGGGAUAUGCUGAAGCUAGUGGAGUCCAGACUGACCCAGGAGAAAGAGACCAUCCAGACCCAACAACGAGGACAGAACAUGCUGCUCACCAACCUCAAGACCAUACAGGUUUACACACACACACACUCCAUGUGCUUGCCUAUACACAUAAACACCAAUGUCAAGACAAUAGAAACAUCUCAAACUAACCACUCAUAAAAUUGUUGAGGCACUGUUCUCUCUGCAUUCAUGUCAUGUCUGUUCAUGUAACGUUCCACUCCCUGCGUGCUCAUCCAGGCCACAUUGGAGCGCUCAGAGACAGACACCAGCCAGCACCUGAACGCCCAGAUAGAGAAGCAGGAAAGAGAGAUCAGCCAGCUGCAGAAGAGACUGGAGCACGAGGUGGAGCAACGCCAUCUGCUGGGCAGAAACCAAGAUGUAUGUCCCUGAUACCCCUCAUCCCAGUGCCAACCACAACCCCCUCUACCUGGAUUCUAUCGAUUGUCCUCUUCCAUCUUUCCACUUUCUCUAAUAUAACAUUUAUUCAUUUUUCCCCAAGAGACUUGCUUCAAAAAGGCAGCAGUCAAGCAUUUGUUACAUACAAACCAGUGGAGGCUGGUGGGAGGAGCUAUAGGAGGACAGGUGCAUUGUAAUGGCUGGAAUGGAAUAAAUGCAACGGUAUCAAACACAUGGAAACCACGUUUGAUUCCAUUGCUUUUAUUCCAUUCCGGCCAUUACAAUGAGCCCGUCCUCCUAUAGCUCCUCCCACCAGCCUCCAGUGAUACGCACCAUAGAUAAAAUCAACCCCUUCCUCUCUUCUCUUUUUCCAGUUGCAGCUGAUGGAUACCAAGAGGCAGCUGGAGACUCAGACGGGCCUGCUCCAGAAGACCAGGGAUCAGCUGUGUGCUGCCCAGCUGGAGGUGAACUCUCUCAGGCUGCAGCAGGGCAGUGAAGAAGGCUGUCGUCCGUCCCUGGGCUCCCGAAGCUCCCCGUCCAUUCCCAUGGGCCUCGAAAGUAAGAGUACGCACAAUGUUACAGAAUCACAUCAACCUCAGUGCCUUCUGAGACAUCAGAGAAUGUUCUGGAACCACUCAUAAAAGUUUUUAUAGCAUGAGAAUGUUGGAAUGGCUUGAAUGUGGAUAGUACUCAGUUGGUGUUUUCUUCAAGACAGGCACUUACGCAAUUGCUAUUUUAAAAAUGUUUAAAUCCCAAUUUGUUGUCCUGUCUUCAAAUAGUCUCUGAUUUAUAUUUUUCAAACAGCUAAGUCUGUCUACAAUUAAUUGAUGUAGGCCAGUCCAACAUACUCUUACUCUCUUGUUUCCUUAAAGCUGUGGGAUGUUAUCCUGCUUUUCCUUGUGUAGACAUAGGUCAGGUCGGUGUCUACAGCCAUGCUUUCAUUAGGUCGUCUUAUGGUAUUUUAUAGGAAAUGUAGUAAAACAAGCUAAAUAAAACCCUCAAACAGUCCUGGAGGGUGUGUGCUUCUGGGGCCUGCACCAUUAGCAGUGUUAUGGCAGUGUCAUUAUGGUUCUUUUUUUAUGCUGCCCGUGCCAGCUGUGACUUCAGUCUGUGGCACUUACACCUCUCUCUUUCCCUCUCUCUCCUUACCUCUCUCCCUCUCUCUCUCUCUCCUUACCUCUCUCUCCUUACCCCUCUCUCUCUCUCCUUACCUCUCUCCCUCUCUCUCUCUCUCCUUACCCCUCUCUCUCUCUCCUUACCUCUCUCCCUCUCUCUCUCUCUCCUUACCUCUCUCUCCUUACCCCUCUCUCUCUCUCCUUACCUCUCUCCCUCUCUCUCUCUCUCUCCUUACCUCUCUCUCCUUACCCCUCUCUCUCUCUCCUUACCCCUCUCUCUCUCUCUCUCUCUCUCUCUCUCUCUCUCUCUCUCCUUACCUCUCCUUAACGCUCUCUCUCCUUACCUCUCUCUCUCUGCUCCUCGCCCCUCUUUUCAUCUUCACCCCUCUACUCUCACCUCCCCAGGCCUCCAGGAUUCAAAAGGGGUCUCUGAGGAUCUGCGUGGCUGCCUGAGGCAGGCCGAGACGCGGGCAGAGGAGCUGGCAGAGCAGCUGAGGACAGCCACCUCCAGCAUGGAGCAGUACAGAGCCAUGGCCCAGAGCCUAGAGGAGUCCAUGGAUAAGGAGAAGCAGGUCAGGACUCGGCCCUGGCCCCUUAACCCACUAGUAGAGUACCACCCCUUAGUAGAAUACCACCUUGGCCCCUUACUAGUGUACCACCCUGGCCCCUAACCCCUUAGUAGUGCGCUUCCAUAAGCAUUUUAGCCCCAAAUCUCUCUCACUCGCUUCCUCUCCUCGUUCGUCUCUCUAGGUGAUGGAGCAGGCUCGGUCCUCCAUGGAGGAACGUGUAAAGGAGGCUCAGGAGCAGCACCGUCAGCUGGAUAGGAAGCUCGUGGAGGCAGAGCAGGAGAAGCAGGGCCUGCAGGAGGAGAAGAGGAAAGCCCUGGCCUCCGUGGAGCAGCAGGUAUGAAGCAGAGGAACGUCGCUAAACAUCUAUGCCCUUAGUGAAAAUCUCCACACUGUAUAGUCUCUGGCACCCCAAUGGUGGAACAAGCUCCCUCACGACGCCAGGACAGCGGAGUCACUCACCACCUUCCGGAGACAUUUGAAACCCCACCUCUUUAAGGAAUACCUGGGAUAGGAUAAAGUAAUCCUUCUACCAACCCCCCCCCCCCCCCCCCCCCAAAAAAAAAAAAAUUUGUAAAGUGGUUAGCCCACUAGCUAUAAGGUGUAUGCACCUAUUUGUUAGUCGCUAAAUGUAUGCACCUAUUUGAGCGUCUGCUAAAUGACGUAAAUGUAUAGCUCGAAUGGUAUAGCUGAUACAUUCAGUAUUAUUUAACCACAUCCAGUACGCACCAUAGGUGCUGGGUUCACACAGUGCCGGGAUCCUCAUUGUUCCAUGUUGAAGAAAUUAACACAUCACUACUCAAUUCCUGUUUUCCUUAUCCCUGUGUGUGUCAGGUGGCUGAGCUGAGGAGGAGUCUGAGCAGUGUGCAGGCGGACCACCAGGAGGCGCUACAGAGGGCAGCAGUGGCAGCAGGCCAGGAACAGCAGGCCAUACUGGACAGCCAGGAGCAGGUGAGAGGGAGGCUUGGGCCGUGGCUAAUUGGCCCUUAUCUUGUUGUAGUGAUGUGCCAACUUUUCACAAGGCAUAUCUGACCAAGCUAUUUGCCACCUUGUUGCCCACUUUCCUGCUAUAGAACAUUACCUAGCUUGAUUGUCGCUAACCCAAGUAAAUGUCAACCAUGAUAAUGUAGCAUACAUUAUCAACCAUUCAUUAAGUACUGUAUUCCAGCUAGGUCGUCAGAUAAAGCUUGUCUGUAAUGCUGGUCUCCUCUUCUCCCCCCUCCCAGGCCAAGCUGGUGUCGGAGGCGCAGGAUAAGUACGAGCGCGAGAUGAUGCUCCACGCUGCAGAUGUGGAGGCCCUCCAGGCAGCGACGGCCCAGGUCCUGCAGGCAGCCACGCUCAGACAGCAGCUGGAGGAGAGGGCCCAGAGAGCCUCUGCUCAGCUGCUGGAGGCCAGAGUCUCCUGGGAGGAACAGGAGAAUAUCCUCAAGGUAGGUAAUAGCAGUCAAUUUAUUGAUUUGAUAGUGGUCAAGGGAAAUGUUUAUAUUAUGAAUAGUAGAUAUGGUGAUUGUUGCAAAUGGUUUGAUGUGUAGAUGGUGAUGGUUCGAAAAUUUAUUUUUACACUUUUGCUUUGAUGUUGGAAGCUAGCUAGUGAUUGUGAACUGCCACUCACGUUUGCAGGGGUUGUGCUGCUUACAUACACUACCAUUCAAAAGUUUGGGGUCACUUAUACAUUUCCAAGCAAUUUUUUGUUCAUUCAAAUAACAUCAAAUUGAUCAGAAAUACAGUGUAGACAUGUUAAUGUUGUAAAUAUGAUGAAGUAUGAAAAUGUAUGCACUCACUUAACUGUAAGUCGCUCUGGAUAAGAGCGUCUGCUAAAUGACUAAAAUGUAAAUGGCUAUUGUAGCUGGAAACGGCUGAUUUAAAAAAAAAAAAUUGAAUAUCUACAUAGGCGUACAGAGGCCCAUUAUCAGCAACCAUCUGUCCUGUGUUCCAAUGGCGCGUUGUGUUUGCUAAUCCAAGUUUAUCAUUUUAAAAAGCUAAUUGAUCAUUAGAAAACCUUUUUGCAAUUAUGUUAGCACAGCUGAAAACUGUUGUGUUGAUUUAAAGAAGCAAUAAAAGACGCCUCACAGGUCCUCAACUGGCAGCUUCAUUAAAUAGUACCCGCACAACACCAGUCUCAAUGUCAACAGUGAAGAGGCGACUCCGGGAUGCUGACAUUCUAGGCAGAGUUGCAAAGAAAAAGCCAUAUCUCAGACUGGCCAAUAAAAAGAAAAGAUUAAGAUGGGCAGUCUGAGAUAUGGCUUUUUCUUUGCAACUCUGCCUAGAAUGUCAGCAUCCCGGAGUCGCCUCUUCACUGUUGACAUUGAGACUGGUGUUGUGCGGGUACUAUUUAAUGAAGCUGCCAGUUGAGGACCUGUGAGGCGCCUGUUUCUCAAACUAGACACUCUAAUGUAGUUGUCCUCUUGCUCAGUUGUGCACCGGGGGCUCCCACUCCUCUUUCUAUUCUGGUUAGAGCCAGUUUGCGCUGUUCUGUGAAGGGAGUAGUACACAGCGUUGUACGAGAUCUUCAGUUUCUUGGCAAUUUCUCGCAUAUAAAAGUCUUCAUUUCUCAGAACAAGAAUAGACAGACGAGUUUCAGAAGAAAGUUAUUUGUUUCUGGCCAUUUUGAGCCUGUAAUCGAACCCACAAUUGCUGAUGCUCCAGAUACUCAACUAGUCUCAAGAAGCCAGUUUUAUUGCUUCUUUAAUCAGCACAACAGUUUUCAGCUGAUCAAUUAGCCUUUUAAAAUGAUAAACUUGGAUUAGCAAACACAACGUGCCAUUGGAACACAGGACUGAUUGUUGCUGAUAAUGGGCCUCUGUACGCCUAUGUAGAUAUUCCAUUAAAAAUCAGCUGUUUCCAGCUACAAUAGCCAUUUCCAACAUUAACAAUGUCUACACUGUAUUUCUGAUCAAUUUGAUGUUAUUUUAAUGGACAAAAAAAUUGCUUUUCUUUCGAAAACAAGGACAUUUCUAAGUGACCCCAAACUUUUGAACGGUAGUGUAGCUGGUGUACACCACAAGGCUAUAAUGUACAUCUCUCUCUCGCUGUCAGGAGGAGAUGUCUAAGGUGGUGUCUCGCUCUGAGGAGCUGCAGAGGCAGAACAGCCUCCUCCAUGAACAGAUUCAGACCAUGAGCAGCAAGAUAGCCGCCACCCUGCAGCACCAGGCCAACGAGAGCCCUCUGAACAUCUCCCUCACUGAGCAGGGCAGGUCUCAGGACCAGGUCCUCGAGAUACUCAGGUAAUGGUCUCUCUCCCCCGCUCUUGAUCGGUCUGUCUCUUUGCAAAGCAAGAGCAAGUCUGCCAUUUAAAGCCAAUUUCAUGCAAUCACUACACUCCUACAACACCUUUUCUCUCAUCAUAUCCUCUGUCCCCUCCCUGUCGUGCUGCAGGUUUGUGCGCCGGGAGAAGGAGGUAGCGGAGUCACGGUUGGAGGUGGCCCAGGGAGAAAGUCGUCGCCACAGGCUGAGAGUGGAGCACCUGGAGAGAGAGCUGAGAGAACUACAGGAGAGCCUUAGUGCUGAGAGAGAAAGGAUGCAAGUGAGCUGGACACUAUGGACAGCCAAUGGUUUAUGGGGGGAUUUCCUGGACCCAGAUUAUUCCUAGACUAAAAAGCCCUUUCAAUGAAGAGUGGAAAAAACACCGAUUUUUGUUGUCCCCCAUGAUGAAAUCUGAUCUGUCACCACUGGGCCGAUUUUGACUAAACUUGGGUGAAUGAUGCGUAUUGCCAUAGAUCUGGCAUUUACUAAAUUUCUAAUUGGUCCAAGGGGAGCGCUGUAGUAAUGAACUGAAAUUCCAAACUUUGAACAAACAUAUCUCCUGUCCCGUUUGAGCUACAGUCAUGACAUUGUGUACAUAUAUGCAUCUCCUCAUGAGAAACAAGUUUCCCAUAAGUCUCUAUAACCUCCGCCCAUUCACAAAAGGUGAACAUUUUGAAAGUGUGUGAAGACGGGCACUGUAAUUCCAUGCAGAUACAGUUGACAAUUUAUAAUUGUCACUAAUUGGCCCAAGGGGGGCGCUGCAUCAUUGGUGGCAGCAGACAUGUUUACUGUUGCCUUGUUCAUGAAUGUUGAGGGUGUGGGUGAUGACAGAAAUGGCAGCUCAAUUGAUCAUGUCACCUAAAUGCUGCUUAUGACCUUUAACCCCUGACCCCAGGUGACAGCGAAGACCCUGGCUCAGCACGAUGAGCUGAUGAAGAAGACUGAGACCAUGAGUGUCCUGAUGGAGACCAACAAGAUGCUGAGGGAGGAGAAGGAGGGGAUGGAGCAGGAGCUGCAGCUGACACAGGCUAAAGUAAGACAGCAGGUUUACUUUCUCAGGGUUAAAGCACCAACCUUUGGAUUUGAUAUCAUAACCAAUAUUAAAAUUUUUCUCUCAACCUUCUGUGAAUUUGGUCCCAGUUUAGUUUUUAGGCCUGUUUUAGACUGAGGCCCAACUUUUUUUCUCUCUGUAUUGAUUGACAUAUAUUAAUCUAUGUUUCUCCCUCUCCCUCUGUCAGGUGCGUAAGCUGGAGUUGGACGUGAUGCCCAUGCACGAGUCCAACGCUGAGCUGAGUGAGAAGAGCGGCAUGCUGCAGGCAGAGAAGAGGAUUCUGGAAGAGGACAUCAAACGCUGGAAGGCCAGAACACAGGUUACUCUUCGACAGAAAAAAUAAUACCCCCCAAAAAACGCUGAAGCCUAGAGUAGACAUUCUCAAAGUAAUGAUACCAAGCUUGAACGAUGCCUUCCUUGUGACCCACAGCUUGUCAAAUGUCUGAAAGCCGGUCUAUUGAGUUUGGAUUUGAAACAUAAUCUGUUCUGUAUGUCCGCAUAGCACCUGGUGAGCCAGCAGAAGAACACAGACUCAGAGGAGUACAAGCGUCUCCACUUCGAGAAAGAGGCUCACCUCAAACGCAUCCAGCAACUCACUGAGGAGACAGGCAGGCUCAAGGCUGAGGUGGCCAGGUGAGAGUUAGCCUUGUCUAUAAUCCAAACUGAAAUCACUGUUUCACUAUUCUCUUAUUACUUGGUACCAACGACCGCUAGGAAGCUGAAUUACUUGAUACAAUAGACAAAUGGGCUCCGUCUCUUGUUGUCAAAUGGGAAAGCUCCACCCUCCCUCUUUUCCAUCAGCGUCUCAGGGGCGUGGUAAUCUCCUCAGGAGUGGAAUCAACAAUGGCAGUAGAAAUCGCUCUGCCAUUACCUGGUUGCAUUAUUAUUAUUUUUUAUGUUUGCCUAAUUUCAGUUUGUCAAAAGAAGUGUAGAAAAUCGUAUAAUCUAAACCGCUGUGAAAUAUAUUUUAAAUAACCCAAAAUAUCCUAUUUUUCAGAUGUUUGAAGCUGGUGUACAAAACUGAAAGUAUUAAGACUCAAAAGCGGGUCAGGGGACAGGGAGUAAAGCCAGGAAGGAGGGGGGGGAGAGAGUUGUUUGAAUUCAGGCUGUUGUUGUUGCAAUUCACCUAGUUCCACAAGGGGGCUGCAUUCUACAUGUAGAUCCUAAAUACCUGAUCUCCCUGUAGGAGUGGUGGGUUCGUGACGUCCCUGCAGAGCCAAGUGCAGAUGCUGCGUGAAGGCCUGGGGAAGGCGAGCUCUGAGCGGGAUGCUCUCAGGAGGGACGUAGAGGCCAAGAACCUGGACAUCCAGGAGAAGUUCUUCACCAUCACUCAGGUCAGGAAGAUCGGCCGCCGCUACAAGACCCAGUAUGAUGAGCUCAAGGUGGAGCACGACAAGGUGGGUUACUUGGUGAACCAGCUGGUGCCUUUUCUGGUUUCAUAGUGAUUUUUAAAAUUGUUUUUUUAUUGAUUGUCACAAAGUUGUUUCCUGAAACUCAUUAAACUAAUAAUAUCCCUACUCAUCUUGUCGCUAAAUAACAAAUGUGCUUGUCUGGAUGGGACCAUGUCGGACAACUCAAAAUGUCUAACCUGAUGUCCUUGAUUAAAUAGACGUUCUAUUGUGUGAAUUCUGCCAUGCUGUAUUGAGUGUUGAUGGACUGAUCUCCUCUCCAGAUGGUGGCAGAGGCAGCAUCCACACCAGCCCAGGAGCAGGAGGCCCAGCAGGCCUCAGUCCAGGAGCUCCAGGGUCUGAGAGACUCCCUGGGACAGGCUGAGACCCGGACUAGAGAACUGGAGGGACAGCUGGACAACCUCAACAAGGUCAGAGCAGUGUUUCCCCUACACCAGUGGUCACCAAUGUUUUCUGAGUAAAGAUCACUUUCUGAGUCAAAAUACCAGCCUAGAUCUACCGCUCAGAUUUUUUUUUAACAUGACAUAAACGUAAGCCUAUGCAACAUUUAACCAAUUAAAAACAGUUAUUUCUGUAGCAAUGACGUUUGUGCAGUGGGCUAUAGCCCCAACACAUCAUUAUCACUGCAUAUUGGCUAUGCUUGAAUUACCCUGCCAAUGUCCUUCUCAGACCAUCUUGACAUUAUAUUUAAAAAAUGUAAGUAUAUGAUCACACUGGUAAUAUAUAAUUUGUUGUAUUACAAAGUGUUGACAGUGCUGAAUAACAACUUAAAAAUGAACUUACUCAAAAACAGCAGAACUUUGCUGUAUUCGUUGAGUCUCUCUAUCGACUUUGAUGUGUGUUCAAGGCUUUUUUUUUUUUUUUUACAGUCUAUGGCUCGAGGAAACAGCAGACAGGGUGAUCUGAUUGGCUGCAGUAGGCCUAUAGGUGCACUUGAUUUGCUCUCAGGGCCUGCCGGGUAGGCAAAGUUCUACCUUCAGACACAUUAAAUGGUUCAAAAUAGGAACACUUUGCCUUCCCGGUGUUAGGGCUGCUGAAUCGAGUGCACCAACAGCGCGAAACAAAUAACAAAAAAAAGGAACACAAGGCUUUAUCGUUGGGUUUUUUACAGAAAUGUUUGGUGAACGCCUAGGAAUGCCUUGAAGAUCGACCGGUUGGUGACCACUGCCCUACACUAUUUUCCAGGCAACAUCCAGACCAAUACCUCACGAGGCUUCUUCUCUCUAAGAUGAGACCUAGAAACUGAGAUCUUUCGUUCUCAAAAUAAAGGUCUGGGCAUACUGCCAAAUUGCAGAUACUGAUAGUGAGGAUUUGUUCAGUCAGUCACUUGCAUGAACACAGAAAUUAGUUAGUACAAAAGCACAAACAUUAAACAUUUCCAGCACAUGCCUAACUCUUUUAGGCGGAGGGUUCAUGGGAUAAGCCAUUUUUCUACUUACCCAGAGUCUGAUGAACUCGUGGAUAGCAUUUUUAUGUCUCUGCCUGCAGUAUGCUAUUGAAUACUGCAUUGUUGGGAAAGAGCUUGUAAGUAAGCAUUUCACUGUACUGUUUUACACCUGCUGUAUCCUGUGCACAUGACAAAUAAAGUUUGAAAGUUGAAGGAAGUUAGUUUCGAGAGCCAAUGCUAACUAGCGUUAUUGCAUUGACUGGAAGUCUACAGGUACGCUAGCAUAUGCUACCAUACCUGUAGACUUCCACUAAACCAUGGUGUGUCCCUCUCAGGUGGUGGGUGAGCGUGAGGCAGAGGUGCGUGGGGCCGAGGAGCAGACCUCCGGGCUGCAGACAGAGCUGACCAGGUUGAGACAGGAGCUGCAGGAGAAGGCCUCCCAGGAGGACACCCUCAAACAGCAGAUGUCUGAGAAGGAGGAGAAGACCAGGAAAGCCUUAGUAGGGGCCAAGCAGAAGAUCAACCAGCUCAUGGGUAAGAGGCCAGGCCAGGCAACCUGACUGUGGCGCAAGCUUGUGUGUUGGUUUGAGUCAGGGUGAGCUUGGCAUAGAGGUAGAUGUGAAUGCUGAUCUCGCAGAUAUGUUUUGACUUGUCAUCUCAACCGUUUGCUGGUUGGCAGGGCAAAAAAUUAACAACCGCCAAAUGCGUGUAGAUUUAGGUAUUGACAGGUAACAAUGUCUAUAUCACCAGCCACGUUGGCGGGUGGUCAAUUUGCAGGGCUCUACAGUGCAAGCAUUACGUUUGCUUGCACUAAAAUACAUUUUAAAUGAAUUAAUUAGGCCCUAAUCUAUGGAUUUCACAUGACUGGGAAUACAGAUAUGCAUCUGUUGGUCACAAAUACCUUUAAAAAAAAAAAGUAGGGGCGUGGAUCAGAAAACCAGUCAGUAUCUGGUGUCACCACCAUUUGCCUCAUGCAGCACGACACAUCUCCUUCACAUAGAGUUGAUCAGGAUGUUUAUUGUGACCUGUGAAUGUUGUCCCACUCCUCUUCAAUGGCUGUGCGAAGUUGCUGGAUAUUGGAACGUGCUGUUGUACACGUCGGUCCAGAGCAUCCCAAAACAUGCUCAAUGGGUGAGAAUGCAGGCCAUGGAAGAACUGGAACAUUUUCAGCUUCCAGGAACUGUGUACAGAUCCUUGCGACGUGGGGCCGUGCAUUAUCAUGCUGAAACAUGAGGUGAUGGCGGUGGAUGAAUGGCAUGACAAUGGGCCUCAGGAUCUCGUCACGGUCUCUGUGCAUUCAAAUUGCCAUUGAUAAAAUGCUAUUGUGUUCGUUGUCCGUAGCUUAUGCUUGCCCAUACCAUAACCCCACCGCCACCAUGGGGCACUCUGUUCACAACGUUGACAACAGCAAACCGCUUGCCCACACGACGCCACACGCCAUCUGCCCAGUACAGUUGAAACUGGGAUUCAUCCGUGAAGAGCAGUCUUCUCCAGCGUGCCAGUGGCCAUCGAAGGUGAGCAUUUGUUCACUGAAGUCUAAUACGACGCUGAACUGCAGUCAGGUCAAGACCCUGGUGAGCAUGCAGAUGAGCUUUCCUGAGACGGUUUCAGACAGUUUGUGCAGAACUUCUUUGGUUUGCAAACCCACAGUUUCAUCAGCUGUCCGGGUGGCUGGUCUCCGACGAUCCCACAGGUGAAGAAGCCGGAUGUGGAGGUCCUGGGCUGGCGUGGUUACACAUGGUCUGCGGUAGUGAGGCCAGUUGGACAUACUGACAAAUUCUCUAAAACGACGUUGGAGGCGGCUUGUGGUAACAGCUCUGGUGGACAUUCCUGCAGUCAGCAUGCCAAUUGCACGCUCCCUCAACAUGAGACAUCUGUGGCAUUGUGUUGUGUGACACAAAUGCACAUUUUAGAGUGGCCUUUUAUUGUCCUCAGCACAAACACUUUACAUGUUGCGUUUAUUUUUGUUCAAUAUACAUUGUUUUGUUCACAAGCUUGGUUGUUUUUCAAUGUUCGUUUGAAUCUGCUGCUUCAACUGAUAGCGAAGAGAGACUGUAGACACUGUCUACUACCAGUCACAUCCCAAAUCUCAAACACAUACACGUGACAUGACUCGAGUGGCCCCGUUGGCACGGUAAUGUCCCGUCCUUAAAGGGGCAGCAGAACAUUGUCUCUUCUGAUAUUUUGGUUACAAAACUUUGGUCACAAAAUUAAAUGAAUGUACCAUUACUUAUUUUUUCUUUUUCAGAAACAAUGCAUGGUCUUUUUUAUUGAUGAAUUAUUAUUAUUAUGGCAAAAAUAUUUUGGCUGGUAAAAAGAAAUCCUGCCACAAUGGCUGGUGGACUAAAGUUAAUUUUAGGCCCGUCUGGGUGACAAAAACGUUUUGACCUUUCACCUCAUCCCAUCCUCUUCCCCAGGCUCCAAGGACCAACUGCAGAAGGAGAACGAGGAGCUGAAGCAACAGAAGGAGGAGCUGGAGGUCAGGGUCAGUGCUCUGAAGUCUCAGUACGAGGGCCGUCUGAGCCGCCAGGAGAGACACGGAGAGCAGAGGGACGAGGCUCCUGAACAGGGCCUCAGCAAGGUGAGAUGGAGGGCUUAAUGGAGGCAUAGAUUUCAAUAGAGCACUCUGCUUUCUACCACACAAGCCUGGAUUGCUAUUCAUUAUGGCCGUGGUGCGAAUAACACACUCUUCCACCUGUAGGCCCAGGAACAGCAGAGGACCACAGAGCAGAGAGGACCACUGAAGACCACCCCAGCUGCAGACAGGGGCAGGUAAAGUACACACACACACACUACUCCUGCACACCACGUGCAAUGAUGUUUGGUGUUGCAUUGCAACACCUGUUCACCUGUUGUAUUUCCCCUUCCCUAUAGCGCCAGUACCUCAGAGCCCCCCACUGCCAACAUCAAGCCCACCCCUCUGGCGGCCCAGGGCCAGAGCAAGCCCCCUGCCAACCCCGGGAACAAGUCCACCCCCCGGGCCAGCAUCCGGCCCAUGAUCACCCCCGCCACCGUGCCCACCCCCACUCCUACUGCUACCGUCAUGCCCACCACACAGGUGGAAAACCAGGAAGGUGAGGAGUUCUGUGGAGCUAAUAUCAUUGUCAAAUCAAAUAACAUUACAACAGGUGUAGAUGUUACCUUGAAAUUCUUACUUACGAGCCCUUUCCAAAUAAUGCAGAGUUAAAAAGUAAGAAGAUUUGGCAAAAAAGGAAAUGAUAACAUAAAUAAAAUGACAAUAACAAGACUAUAUACAAGGAGUACCGGUACCAAGUCAAUGUGCAUGGGUACAAGGUAAUUGAGGUAAUAUGUACAUGUAGGUAGUAGGGGUAAAAGUGAUGUGAAUGUUAUAGCAUAAUUAUUUGAGUAUUGGUCAUUUUAAAGUGCUAGAUGGCUCAGUCUGUAUUGUGGUUUGGUAGUUGAAGUGCACUUUAUUACUUGAAUCAGAUGAGAUCCAUGAGGGGGAAAACUAAUGCACAUUUCAGACAGAAGGAUAGAGAAUCAGACCGUAUCCAUGGUAUUUCCCUGUCUGACCCCCUGUUGACCCUCUGACCCCUCCAGCCAUGCAGUCUUCUGAGGGCCCGCUGGAGCAUGUGACCGUGUAUGGCAGUGCCAGCGGUUCAGUACGGUCAACCAGCCCCAACGUUCAGACCACCAGCCCAAUGCUGGCGGUCCAGCAGACCCAGACCACAGCCUUCGUCCAACCAACACAGCAACAGAGCCUGCCCCACACUGAACCAGCCAAUCAGGAGCAGGCCCUGGCCCCAGUCGUCAUUGAAGCUGCACCCAGCUCGCAAGUGGAGAGGCCAUCGACGUCCACAGCUGUGUUUGGGACAGGUAGGAGACGGGAUUGAAUCUAACCUGGGGUUUCUAUAGAUUUGGGGUAUAGUAGCUUUGUCUAACUAAGCUCAAGGGUUGGCAAUGUACUCACUGUAUUACCACUGGCCCUCUAAUAUUGAAUGAAAUAUGCAUAUCCACCAAGUGAAGUUAGAAAUGUGACUUGUCCAACCUUCCAGUUUCAGCCACCCCAGGGACAUCCUCUAUGUCCAAGAGACCUCGUGAGGAGGAGCAGGACACCUCUACGGUGACUGACACAGACACCCCCCAGGAGGACCCCUCUGAACCCCCCAUCCCCAAGAAGCUACGCAUCAUCCAGAGGGUCGACCCAGAGGAGCCAGAGGCCCAGGAGGUGGUGCUGGCUGAGGGCAGUACAGUGUUGGCCCCAGAGACCAGCCAGGUGAGACUGUGUGUGUACCCACCCUAUGUCUAGAGGCUGAUGGGAUGGUCUUUCUGGUUUGCGUGUAACCAUGUGUGUCUAUAUCAGCAGGUGGUGGUGGAGUACCCAGUACUAGAGGAGGCUGAUGCGGGGACAGCGUCUCAGUCUGUCCCCGUAGUGCUACUCCUGUCCCAGCCCACAGAGGUCACAUUCUCAUACGACUCCCCCGAUGAAUCCCCUCAGCACGACGUCAUCGUCAUAGUGACUGACUCGGAGAGCGAGGAUGAACAGGAGGAUGAGGAGGAAGAGGAACAGGUAUGGACUGAGGGAAAUAUUUUAGGGGCCAGACACUUUACUCCCUCAAGUCCUAGCAGAAAUGUUGAAGAUGAAAAAUCUUGCCUAAAAUUAUUUUAGAAAUGUCAAAUUUACAUUUUAUUAAUUUAGCAGACGCUCUUAUCCAGCGCGAUUUACUGUAGUGAGUACAUACAUUUCAUAUUUUUCUAAACUUUUUUUUGUACUGGUCCUCCGUGGGAAUUGAACCCGCAACCCUGCCGUUUCAAGCGCCAUGCUCUACCAACUGAGCCAAACUCAAUUAGAAAGGAUGAAAAGGUUGAUGUGAAGCCCAUACUCAUAAAGAUGUUAAUUUCAACAUUGACAGUGCUGGAUUAUGAGACCUUUUGGUAACACUUUACUUGACACCCAGCCUCAUAACAUGGUCAUAACCAUGUCAUGUCAUAACAGCGGACAUAACUGGUCAUAACCAUGUCAUAACAGCGGACAUAACUGGUCAUAACCAUGUCAUAACAGCGGACAUAACUGGUCAUAACCAUGUCAUAACAGCGGACAUAACUGGUCAUAACCAUGUCAUAUGUCAUAACAGUGGACAUAACUGGUCAUAACACUGUCAUGACACAUAUUUAGACCUGUUGUGACAUAUAUUGCGUUAUUUGAUGGCUGCUUAUGACAGAGUGUAAAAACCCACAAAACCUACCACCCAAUGAAAAACAUUCCAUUACACCAUAGCCUAUGUGUUAUCAGUAUGUUUAUGUUGUAUAACAUAUAUAUUUUUUGGACCAAUUGUAAUUGCGUACACAUUGAUGUCAGACAUGCACCUACCCCAAUGCUCUGUUGCUGAUGACUGAGAUGAAUGCAGGACCAGAUUUCAGGAGCAGGUCAAGACGUCCUAUUUUCUACUGAUACAGUAUAAGGACAUGUUCGUGAUGGGCCUAUCUGAUUAUGAUGGUCAUAAUGCUUCUUGACAGUGUCGUAAAGUGUAUUUUCUUAGUCCAAGUAAAGUGACACAGGAUGGUCAUAAUGAUUCAUGACAGUGUCAAAGUGUAUUUUCAACAAGUUAUUUAAAUGUAUGAUGAAAAAACAUGACUGUAAAACUUAUUGGCAGGGAAAAAAACUAAUUUGAAUAAAUGUGGGUUUUGACACUUAUGUAGGUGUCAUAACUAGCCAUAAAAUAAAGCAAUAUACGUCACAACUGAUGUAAAUAUAUGGGUCAUGACAGUGUUAUGACACUGGGUGUCAAGUGUUACCGACCUUUUAUACCUGCCUCUGUAGGACUAUGAUGAAGAUGACGAGGAAGAUGAGGAGGAUGAAGAGAUGGGAGAUGAGGGAGAGGAGAGCAACGAAGGUAGCGGAGAUGGCAAUGAGGCAUUCGAAGGCGACUACAGAGAAGUAAAAUCAACACACACACUGUUACUAACCUAACUAGAUCAUUUCCAGUAUGUUUUGUAAUCCCACCCUCUAAUUCUUUCCACUCUCACUCCUACCUUGGAUGUUACAGCCAGCCAGCAUGUUUUCCUGUGUGACCAAACAGUGUCUCAGCAGUGCUCUUGCUUCACUCUGCUACCUCAUGUCUGUGUUGUGAUCUUGUGGCGGUGUGUGUGGGAGGGAGGUGUUGGGGGGAACUGGAGGAUUUGCAGGGGAGAGGGGUGGGUGCUUUGUGGUCAGGGUAGGAGUGCAGAAGAAAGUGGGGCAGGGAACACAGUCUCUGCCUAGCUAGCUGUAAAGUUACAAGACCUCUAAGGGAACGCCUGUACAAGGGAAAUAAAUAAUGAUCAGAAUGUGUUGCUGACCGCACCAACACUGCCGGGCAGUAGGUAGUGCGUGGGAACCAUCCUGUAACCACCUCCUUCCACCCUCUUUCCUCUUCUUUUCUGUCUCUCUCCCACUGUGUGUGUCCCUCCUCCCUCAAAGGGUGCUGAUGUGACAGACCCAGGCACGGAGACGGAGGAGGGUCUAGGAGCAUCGGACUCCACUCAGCGCCCGGCCGACUCCCAGACACACAGCUGUAAGAUGAUGGAAACUCUGUCACACACUGUUGUCUCGACAGUCACAUAUGACAUAUGCCUGUAUUCAGACCCCUUUUUCCACAUUUGUUACAUUACAGCCUUUUUCUAAAAUGGAUUAAAUAGUUUUUUUCCCUCAUCAAUCUAGACACAAUACCCCAUAAUGACAAAGCAAAAACAGGUUUUUAGAAAUUGUUGCAAAAAUACACUGCUCAAAAAAAUAAAGGGAACACUUAAACAACACAAUGCAACUCCAAGUCAAUCACACUUCUGUGAAAUCAAACUGUCCACUUAGGAAGCAACACUGAUUGACAAUACAUUUCACAUGCUGUUGUGCAAAUGGAAUAGACAACAGGUGGAAAUUAUAGGCAAUUAGCAAGACGCCCCCAAUAAAGGACUGGUUUUGCAGGUCGUGACCACUGACCACUUCUCAGUUCCUAUGCUUCCUGGCUGAUGUUUUGGUCACUUUUGAAUGCUGGCGGUGCUUUCACUCUAGUGGUAGCAUGAGACGAAGUCUACAACCCACACAAGUGGCUCAGGUAGUGCAGCUCAUCCAGGAUGUCACAUCAAUGCGAGCUGUGGCAAGAAGGUUUGCUGUGUCUGUCAGCGUAGUGUCCAGAGCAUGGAGGCGCUACCAGGAGACAGGCCAGUACAUCAGGAGAUGUGGAGGAGGCCGUAGGAGGGCAACAACCCAGCAGCAGGACUGCUACCUCCGCCUUUGUGCAAGGAGGAGCAGGAGGAGCACUGCCAGAGCCCUGCAAAAUGACCUCCAGCAGGCCACAAAUGUGCAUGUGUCUGUUUCUGACCGUUUGAGCAGACUCCAUGAGGGUGGUAUGAGGGCCCGACGUCCACAGGUGGGGGUUGUGCUUACAGCCCAACACCGUGCAGGACGUUUGGCAUUUGCCAGAGAACACCAAGAUUGGCAAAUUCGCCACUGGCGCCCUGUGCUCUUCAUAGAUGAAAGCAGGUUCACACUGAGCACGUGACAGACGUGACAGAGUCUGGAGACGCCGUGGAGAACGUUCUGUUGCCUGCAACAUCCUCCAGCAUGACCGGUUUGGCGGUGGGUCAGUCAUGGUGUGGGGUGCAUUUCUUUGGGGGGCCGCACAGCCCUCCAUGUGCUCGCCAGAGGUAGCCUGACUGCCAUUAGGUACCGAGAUGAGAUCCUCAGACCCCUUGUGAGACCAUAUGCUGGUGCGGUUGGCCCUGGGUUCCUCCUAAUGCAAGACAAUGCUAGACCUCAUGUGGCUGGAGUGUGUCAGCAGUUCCUGCAAGAGGAAGGCAUUGAUGCUAUGGACUGGCCCGCCCGUUUCCCAGACCUGAAUCCAAUUGAGCACAUCUGGGACAUCAUGUCUCGCUCCAUCCACCAACGCCACGUUGCACCACCGACUGUCCAGGAGUUGGCGGAUGCUUUAGUCCAGGUCUGGGAGGAGAUCCCUCAGGAGACCAUCCGCCACCUCAUCAGGAGCAUGCCCAGGCGUUGUAGGGAGGUCAUACAGGCACGUGGAGGCCACACACACUACUGAGCCUAAUUUUGACUUGUUUUAAGGACAUUACAUCAAAGUUGGAUCAGCCUGUAGUGUGGUUUUCCACUUUAAUUUUGAGGGUGACUCCAAAUCCAGACCUCCAUGGGUUGAUAAAUUUGAUUUCCAUUGAUAAUUUUUGUGUGAUUUUGUUGUCAGCACAUUCAACUAUGUAAAUAAAAAAGUAUUUAAUAAGAUUAUUUCAUUCAUUCAGAUCUAGGAUGUGUUAUUUUAGUGUUCCCUUAAUUUUUUUGAGCAGUGUAUAAAAAAUAUCAAACUGAAAGAAAACAUUUACAUAACUAUUCAGACCCUUUACUCACUACUUUGUUGAAGCACCUUUGACAGCGAUUACAGCCUCGAGUCUUCUUUGGUAUGACGCUACAAGCUUGGCACACCUGUAUUUGGGGAGUUUCUCCCAUUUUAUUCUCUGUAGAUCCUCUCAAGCUCUGUUAGGUUGGAUGGGGAGUGUCGCUGCACAGCUAUUUUCAGGUCUCUCCAGAGAUGUUCGAUCGGGUUCGAGUCCGGGCUCUGGCUGGGCUACUCAAGGACAUUCAGAGACUUGUCCUGAAUCCACUCCUGCAUUGUCUUGGCUGUGUGCUUAGGGUCGUUGUCCUGUUGGAAGGUGAACCUUUGUCCCAGUCGGAGGUCCUGAGCGCUCUGGAGCAGGUUUUCAUUAAGGAUCUCUCUGUCCCUCGAUCCUGACCUGUCUCCCAGUCCCUGCCGCUGAAAAACAUCCCCACAGCAUGAUGCUGCCACCACCAUGCUUCACCGUAGGGAUGGUGCCAGGUUUCCUCCAGACGUGAUGCUUGGCGUUCAGGCCAAAGAGUUCAAUCUUGGUUUCAUCAGACCAGAGAAUCUUGUUUCUCAUGGUCUGAGUCCUUUAGGUACCUUUUGGCAAACUUCAAGCGGGCUGUCAUGUACCUUUUAUUGAGGAGUGGCUUCCGUCUGGCCACUCUACCAUAAAGGCUUGGUUGGUGGAGUGCUGCAGAGAUGGUUGUCCUUCUGGAAGGUUCUCCCAUCUCUACAGAGGAGCUCUGUCAGAGUGACCAUUGGGUUCUUGGUCACUUCUCUGACCAAGGCCCUUCUCCCCAGAUUGCUCAGUUUGGCUGGGCGGCCAGCUCUAGGAAGAGUCUUGGUGGUUCCAAACUUCUUCAAUUUUUAAGAAUGAUGGAGGCCACUGUGUUCUUAGGGACCUUCAAUACUGCAGACAUUUUUUGGUACCCUUCCCCAGAUCUGUGCCUCGACACAAUCCUGUCUCUGAGCUCUACGGACAAUUCCUUCGAUCAUGGCUUGGUUUUUGCUUUGACAAGCACUGUCAACUGUAAGACCUUAUAUAGACAGGUGUGUGUCUUUCCAAAUCAUGUCGAAUCAAUUGAAUUUACUAAGGUGGACUCCAAUCAAGUUGUAGAAACAUCUCAAGGAUGAUCAAUGGAAACCGGAUUCACCUGGGCUCAAUUUCGAGUCUAAUAGCAAAGGGUCUGAAUACUAAUGUAAAUAAGGUAUUUCUGUUUUUUAGUUUUAAUAAAUGUGCACAUAUUUCUAAAAACCUGUUUUCACUGUCAUUAUGGGGUAUUGUGUGUAGAUUGAUGAGGGAAACAUUUAAUUUCAUCCAUUUUAGAAUGAGGCUGUAACGUUACAAAAUGUGGAAUUGUCAAGGGGUCUGAAUACUUUCCGAAUGUACUGUAUGUUAGUGUCUGUCCGGAUUGAGAGUAAUACAUUUGAGUCAAUCAGUUGGUAGACUAACCAAGUCAGUAGAUUCACCAUAUCGUAAACUCAUACAGACAUGAGCCUAUUUUACAAUAUUACAGCGUUGUCUGUUGGUUUAUUAUGAUUUUGAUGUAAAGGAGAACUCUCUGUCAAACUAAACCACUGUCUCCCCUCUCCUGUUUUGUCAGUCGAGGGCAGCAGCAGUAUGGAAGCCUUCUCCAGUGAACCAACCAGCUCUGCUCCCGGAAUGCCCUGGUCACCACGGAGGGCACCCCACCUGCUGCCCCCCCGGCUCAACAUGACCCAGGAACUGGGCCCCCCCGCUCAGGUACAGGUCUGUGCUUAUGACUCAAUAUAACCAUCUAAACUGUAUCUCUGUGUGUAAAACAUUUUUACAUUUUAGUCAUUUAGCAGACGCUCUUAUCCAGAGUGACUUACAAAUUGGACAGUUGUAUUGCUGUUUGUGUUAUGGUUACAUUUGUGCAGUAUCAGGUUGUGGUAACCAGUAGUGUGUGUGUGUCUUACUGCGCCCCAUGCGUCGCCAGUCUGUAGGCCGAGUCCCUCAGCUCAACCCUGGGAUGGCCAUCAGCGGAGUAAGUGACACCCUUGCAUCUUAAAGGGAUAUAGUGUGAGAUUUUUCAACCCAGUCAGAUGAACCCAUGAAUACUAUUUUUGUCUCUGCGUGCAGUUUUGAAGGAAGUUGAAGGUCGUUUUGCGAGCCAUUGCUAACUAGCGUUAGCGCAAUGACGAAGUCUAUGGGAACAGAUUGCAUGCUAGCUAUUCCCAUAGACUUUCGGUCAUUGCGCUAACGAUAGUUAGCAACUUCCUUCAAACUGCAAGCAGAGACAAAGAAAUGGUAUCCAUGAGUUCAUCUGACUCUGGGGAAGUAGAAAAGGGGCUUAAUUGCCAAAAUCUCGCACUAUCCCUUUAAACUAUCUUAUGUGUUGUGUUUUGUUGUCAGUGUCUGUAUAAAAUGAUCUCCUUCCCUCCUGCAGCAGCACUACUGUGACGAUGACGACAGGAUGGUGCCACACCGCUCUGACGGCUUUGCAGAAGCUAUCCAGUGAGUAACACACACAUACUUAAACACACCAAAAUCAGCAGCUAAACACCGCUAGUGAAGUUCCCAUAGCUGACCCCAUAGUACUAAUCUCUCUCUGUGGUCCAGUUCUCCCCAGGUGGCUGGUGUUCCUCGGUUCAGGUUCGGCACCCCAGAGGACCUGAUGUCCCAGACCACCUCCUCCCACUCUGACCUGGGACAGCUGGCAUCACAAGGAGGUACUGGACUGUACACAGGCACACCUCAUCCCUUUUCUUUUUCUCCAUACCCUACCAUACCCUUUUUUUUCUCAGAGACCUUUGAUUUGAAGAGAUCUUACUUUUGCCAUGUCUAUAUCUCUGUAUCUCAAUCUCUCAUUAGUGAAGUCAAAAUUAUUUGUUUAUUGUAGGUUUGGUUCUAAAGUGUAUCUGUGUAUGUAGGUCUGGGGAUGUAUGAUAGUCCUCUGUUCCUGCCAGGUCAUGAGGAUGAGUCUGGGGGUCGCAGUGUUCCCACCACACCCCUGCAGGUGGCUGCCCCAGGUAUGGUUCACACACAUUCUCUUUCAACUAUCUCGACUUGAGACAAUUUGAGAAUUGUGACGUGUAUCAGGCUAUUACGUUUCAUUAUUGGUAAUAAUAUUUUAACACUCCAGAAUUCACUAUCUCCCGCCAGUGUCCAUAUUCGCAGAGGGCCUGCCCUCUGACGGCACUGAACACUCCUCCCAGUCUGUUCCCAUGGUAACCACCUCUACCCCGGGCCUGGCGGUGGCCGGAGGACCCAGUCCUGGGGACGAGAGGGAUGAUGUCUUCAUGGAGCCUGAGGGAGACCGGUGAGACCAACAUGCUUGAAAUUGAUCAAAAGUAAAGCUAGCUGAACUUGAACCACAGCAGUAGUUAAUGGUGUGAUCCUCCAUAGUGAAUGACUAACCUGUGUUGUGUAUGUGUCCAGUGUGGAGGUGUCUCUGGAGCCUGUGGCGUCUCAGGCAGGGGAGAUGGAGGUACCUGCCCAGCCCUCAGAUGACGUAAGCCUGCCUUCUACCAGUAAGGAACCCUCCUCCAGCUAUGCAGGUACUGACCCCUACAUUAUAACCCCUACCCAUGCUCCAACCUUAUAUCAAACUAUAAAUAGGUGGAAUUUACAUUCUAGUGAGAUUUCAGUCAAUUUGACAGGCUUAAUACUGUUUUUAUAGGAGCUUGGUUCCGACCACCUUGGAAUGAAUAUUUAACGGAAGGGUCCAUUGUCUUUCUGACUAGUAGGCCAGAUUGCUUUCUCAUUUGGCUGUAGUAGCACCCAGUGUUGGAAUGAGCCGUGUAACUGUGCCCCUUCUCUCACCCUCUCUACCUUAGACACUAGUAGCACUCAGCCCAAACCCUCUAGACCAGGACCCAGCCGACAGCUCCAACGCUGGACAGAGAACCGUAUGAGGAGAGGUGAGAUAAAACACAAACACACUUAUACUGUACACAGCUCUUAAUAGCACAUAAAAACCAUGUCCAGAUCCAUUGUUGAUGUUGAAGCAAUUUUAAGUCAGAAGAUAAAACAUUUAAUGUAAAAUUGUUACAUUAGCAUUGUCUUUGCAUUAUACAUUAUAUAGAAUGUGAUUGUUUUUACAUUGGUAAAGCAGACCUUUGUCUCAUCAGUAUGUGUCUUUUGAUGGGAAACAGGUACAUUGCCAUCACGGGGUGUAACUGGGACUGGGAGGAGAUUCGCCAGAUAA